This is a messenger RNA of Gadus morhua (Atlantic cod), 2797 nucleotides long. It is a transcript of the gene barx2, whose product is annotated as BARX homeobox 2. Bases 379 to 1386 code for a protein of 335 amino acids. The record is from RefSeq and is a predicted model, not a curated record. Gene Ontology annotation, molecular function: DNA binding; DNA-binding transcription factor activity, RNA polymerase II-specific. NCBI's taxonomy places the organism in Eukaryota, Metazoa, Chordata, Actinopteri, Gadiformes, Gadidae. Gene Ontology annotation, biological process: regulation of DNA-templated transcription. The transcript has 4 exons.
AGCGAGAGGGAGGGAAAGAUAGAUAGAUAGAUAUGGACAGUGAUUGAGAGAGAAAGAGCGUAUGAUUGACAAUCUGGCCUGUCCAGGGAUGGACCAGUAAAGAAGUGUACUGGGAUGGUUUAUAUAGCGGUGGGUGUGAGCACGUUGUACUCACUUCACACCGCGGCGCUCUGCUCAGCCUGACGCUCUUCACUCCACUGCGAUAGAGCAGGAGGCAUUAGCUCUACCACAAGAUCUGCUUACAAAUACACACAUCAAAAAUCGUGAUUUUAGUGUAACGAAUCCCGUUGUAGCCCUUCGUCUAUCACGUUUCAACCAUUUUAGGUUGAACAAAUCUGUUGUUGUUGUUGAACAGUGGUUGAUCAGCAGCGGGAAGCCAUGCACUGCCAAGCCGAGUUAAGGCUCGCCUCCCUCGGGCAGCUGAAGGCGGCGAGGAGGCGCUACAAAACUUUCAUGAUCGACGAGAUACUCUCCAAGGAAACGUGUGAUUAUUUUGAGAAACUUUCUCUAUACUCGGCCUGUCCGUCGCUGAUCGUUCGACCGAAGCCUCUCCACUCGUGUUCGGGCCCGUCCUCACUGCGCUCCUACCCGCUCCUCUCCGUGAUCACACGGCAGCCCCCCAGCGUACCCACCCACCUCGCCCAGCCCCAGCCCCCGUCCCCGGGCCGGGUGUCCCAGCACCUGCCGCUGCUCUCCGGCGGCAGCCCCCACCCCCAUCAGCCACACAUCCACCACCACCGCCCGCCGCGGGGCUCCGACUCCUCGCCCAGCCAGACGCCCGUCAGCAUCAGCAGCGAGUCGGACACGGAGCACGGCGGUCCGCGCCUCAAGAAGCCGCGCCGCAGCCGCACCAUCUUCACCGAGCUGCAGCUCAUGGGCCUGGAGAAGAAGUUCCAGAAGCAGAAGUACCUCUCCACGCCCGACAGGUUAGACCUGGCUCAAUCGCUUGGCCUCACGCAGCUCCAGGUUAAGACGUGGUACCAGAACAGACGCAUGAAGUGGAAGAAAAUGGUGCUGAAAGGAGGUCACGAGGCGCCCACCAAGCCCAAGGGACGUCCCAAGAAGAACUCUAUCCCCACCACGGAGGAGAUCGAGGCGGAGGAGCGGCGCGUGAGGCUGGAGCAGGGGGAGAGGAUGAGGAGGGCGGCCGGGGACGCUGCCCUGGCCUGCGGUGGAGGGGAGGGAGACGGGGACGGGGGGAGGGGAGGAGAUGAGGCCCAGCAGGAACCUCAGGACCUGAGCAUGGUGGUCGUGGGGUCAGGCCCUUCGACGGGGCCGGCUGCGGCGGAGGAGAAGGACGUCCACAGUCUAGCCCUCGGGAUGCAGGUCGUGGAGCACCAUGAGUCCCCCCUCCCCAUGCAGCCGGGCAGCCCCUUAGCAAGCUAAGCCCCCGACACAGCCACCUAAGACUGAGACGAUCAGCUGAACAGAUACACACACACACACACACACACACACACAGGCUCACACACACACACUAGUGCCUAAGGAUCACCAUCAGCGAUCAAAGAGCGGUCUGGUGUUGAGACAUUUGUCGUGGGGUGUCGAAUGGAAACAUUUUGGAGGCAUUUAAGCUUGCUCCAUCGUGUUGCUGUGUUCUUUGUGUUACUGAUGUGCACGGCCUUCAAGAAAGAAAAGAAUAACAACCUAACACAAAAUGCUGUUUUCAUUUAGUUUCCGAGGCUAUGGGGUACUUUUACAGCAAAGUGACUACAGAGGCCAACACGAAAAGCUACGAAACAAUAUUUAUCAUUUUAGAGAUUUAGUAAGUGUCUAAACAGUUGUGACAGCUGUCCGUCCCGAGAUCAGCCUCACAUAGGGAAUGGGCCUAGCAUAUAAAGGUACACAUAACUUCCCUUCCUAUUGUGUAUUAUGUACAGAUAUCUGUUUUCUGCCAAAGAAUGAUAUUAAUAAAUGGCUUAAGUGCCUUGUCUGUCUCAGAGGAAAGCUUUCAGAAACCAAAAACCCAAGUCUAUUUUUACAGUAUUUCACACAUUUUCAGAUGAAUACGAGUACAGUGGAACUUUUUUGGGAAAUCUUUUUGCUCCAGUGAGACAUGUUUAUUUUAAAAUUUAUUUUGCAUUUUGUAUAUAUUUUUUAAAAGUAAAACCAAGAAAAAUGUAUUAUCUCAACGUAAUGCACUGUAUAAAAUGGAAUACCUUCAAACCAAAAAUAAUGGUCUUUAGGAUAAUUGUUUAAAACUCGAUUUUUUUUCCAACUGUGGUUUUUAAAACAAUUGAAAAACGAGUGUAUGUUGUGCUUGUUCACCCGUAUGUAUUUUAUAAGGGAUGGGGUGUGUUAUGAUUGGUGGUACAGAAUUACUAUAUUGCCACGAGCAAAGAUUCUGAAGCUGUCAGCGGUUCCAAGGGGAAUCAAUCACUGACUGUGCCAAAGACAGAUGGAAACUGCUGAACAUUUAAAAUCUUUUUAAAAUGAUUGUCAGCCUGUGGGCUUUUAAUAAGUGCUCCAUAUUAAUACGCCAGACUUUUAUCAACAAAAAACGAUGGAUGGAAGGGUGGGCCUUCCAUUAAGUGCUUUUAGUUCGACAUCAAUUUCUAGUCGCUCCCAAAAACUAACUGAAAAGGUUUAUUGCAAUUACAAACUGUUUUUCGCUUAUGAAUAUACAAUUUGCAUCGGCGGUUCUUUUAUAUAAAAAGUGCAGUAUUUUUUUUUAUGUAGAUUGUUUAUUAAGCUUGUGUGGCAUUUUGUUUUUGUGUUGAGUAAAUGGUAUUUUGACAACAAAUGUGUGUUUUACAUAUUUAAACACCUAAUAAAAUGACAAUCAUUUUGCUUUCGA